Molecule: messenger RNA, 1548 nt
Organism: Penicillium maclennaniae
Lineage: Eukaryota; Fungi; Ascomycota; Eurotiomycetes; Eurotiales; Aspergillaceae
Exons: 2
Coding region: 1-1548 (515 amino acids)
Source: RefSeq, a predicted model, not a curated record
AUGAAGGUUGCUUCUGCUGUCACUCUCGCGUCUAUCCUGACUGCUGCUCAGGCAUGGCACGUCAAGGCUCCCGCUGCCGUCCAGGCUCGCCACUUUGGCACCUCUAUUCCCAUUCCUCCUCCUGGAGAGAUCACUUCCAGCAUCCCUCUGAUCGGCCCUUCUCGGACUCCUAUGGCAUCUUCUACUCCCUGUGAUGAGAAGUCGUCUACUGCUCAGUCAUCUGCCACUCAGUCAUCUACUUACACGUCGAUCCCGGUUUCUAUCCCGACUGCGCCUGGCUCUUCGAUGCCUAUUCCCAGCUCUUCUGCUGUGCCGAGCUCUUCGGUGCCCGUCUUCUCCGUGCCUGUCUCUACCCCGGUCUCUUCUCCCGCUGGUAGCUCUUCCAUUGCUACUUCGUCUCAGACUACCAGCAUGGCCUCUUCUAUCACCAGCACUCCCCCCAUGAUGACUACCUCCACUAUCUACACUACCAGUGAGAUCACCGUCAUCAGCUGUGCUUCCACCGUUACCAACUGUCCUGCGGACUCUACUACCGUGGUCACUUCGACUAUUCCGAUUACUACCACCGUCUGCCCGGUUACCGAGACUCCAUCGUCCAGCGCUCCUGCUCAGGAUUCGACCGUUACUGAAACUACUUACGAGACUACCACCAUUUGCCCCGUCACUGAGACCAUGACCUCUGGUACCAACACCAUGACUACCACCUGGAGCUCUGUUUCAACGAUGACUGUGACUGUUCCUAUUCCCACCGGCCCGGCUGCCACUGGUGUUACCUCUGCUCCUUCUUCGCCUGCUGCCACUUCCGUUCCCCAGGAGUCGACUGUCACUGACAUCACCUACGAGACCACUACCAUCUGCCCCGUCACUGAGACCAUGACUUCCGGUACUAACACCUUCACCACUACCUGGAGCUCUGUUUCGACUGUGACCAUGACCGGUCCUGCUCCUACCGGCCCUGCUGCCACUGGUGUUACCUCUGCUCCUUCUUCGCCUGCUGCCACUUCCGUUCCCCAGGAGUCGACUGUCACUGAAAUCACCUACGAGACCACCACUAUCUGCCCCGUCACUGAGACUAUGACUUCCGGUACUAACACCUUCACCACUACCUGGAGCUCUGUUUCCACUAUGACCGUUACUGGCCCUGCCCCCAGUGCCACUGAGACUGAGAGUACCUCCGCCAUUGUUCCUACGAUGACCGGCUCCGCUACUGAGUCUACCGUUGCUCCCUCCGGUGUUGCUCCCUCUGGCGUUGCUCCCUCUGGCGUUGCUCCCUCUGGCGUUGCCCCCUCUGGCGUUGCUCCCUCCGGUGUUGCUCCCUCCGGUGUUGCUCCCUUCAGCAGUGUCCCAUCCGGCACCUCCCCCGUCGGUAACACAAGCAUCCCCGUUGGUCCCAUCGCCUCUUCCACCAUGAUGAGCACCAGCCUGCCCAAGCCCACCACCGCCCCUGCGGCCAGUGCGACCCCCGCCUUCAACGCUGCUUCUCCUCUGGCCGUCUCUUCCGGCCUCGGCCUGGCCUCUGUUGCGGCCCUCUUCGCCCUCGUGCUGUAG